GCGGAGCCGGGGGACAACACGAGGUGCGCGCCGGGAAGGAGAUCCGGGAGAUGCUCCGCUGGGCCAGCGCCUGGAGGCUCCCCCAUAGGGGCCUCGGCCCCUCCAGUCCCAGCUUCUCCAGAGUGCCUGUCGCACCCAGCAGCAGCCAAGGCGGCACCGAGCCGAGGCCGGUGCCGCUUUCCUACAGACUUCUGGACGGGGAGGCAACCCGCCCGCCCCUCGUCUUUCUGCAUGGGCUCUUCGGCUGCAAAACCAACUUCAACUCCAUCGCCAAGGCCCUGGCCCAGCAGACCGGCCGGAGGGUGCUGACAGUGGAUGCUCGGAACCAUGGUGACAGCCCCCACAGCCCAGACAUGAGCUACGAGGCCAUGAGCCAGGAUCUGCAGGACCUCCUGCCCCAGCUGGGCCUAGUGCCCUGCGUCCUCAUUGGCCACAGCAUGGGAGGCAGGACAGCCAUGCUGCUCGCACUUCAGAGGCCAGAGCUGGUGGAGCGCUUGAUUGCCGUGGACAUCAGCCCAGUGGAGAGCCCGUCCAGCUUGAACUUUCCAAACUACGUGGCAGCCAUGAGGGCCAUAGACAUCCCCGAUGAGGCGUCCCUCUCUGGUGCCCGAAAACUGGUGGAUGAGAAGCUCAGCUGUGUUAUCCAGAGCAUAAGUAUGCGGCAGUUCCUGCUCACCAACCUGGUGGAGGUGGACGGGCGCUUUAUGUGGAGGGUGAACUUGGAUGCCUUGGCCCAGCACUUGGACAAGAUCUUGAACUUCCCACCACGACGAGAAACCUACUCUGGGCCAUCCCUCUUCCUCCUGGGUGGAAACUCUCAAUUCGUGCUCGACUGCCCGCAGGACUUCAUGGCUGCAGUCCGAGACUUCCUGGCCUAAGAAAGGCCAGAAGGGGACACAAAACCCCAGGCUUCAAGGCCCUGCGGGCUGCUCCUUGUUUCUGCACAGAAGGACUCAGGUGGGCACUGAGAGGGCACAAGGAUGCGUCGGGGGUGUGUCAGACCUUAAACUUUAAUGAAUAAAGUUACUCUUCCCAAG
Messenger RNA from Aethalodelphis obliquidens (Pacific white-sided dolphin), 1037 nucleotides. RefSeq names its product abhydrolase domain containing 11 (gene ABHD11). Gene Ontology annotation, biological process: lipid metabolic process. The record is from RefSeq and is a predicted model, not a curated record. Bases 51 to 878 code for a protein of 275 amino acids. Gene Ontology annotation, molecular function: carboxylic ester hydrolase activity. The transcript has 6 exons. NCBI's taxonomy places the organism in Eukaryota, Metazoa, Chordata, Mammalia, Artiodactyla, Delphinidae. Gene Ontology annotation, cellular component: mitochondrion.